ACGUUUCAGUAGUCAGUGUGAAGCUUAAUUGCCAGCUCUCUGCUGUGUGACACAGCCAUUGUCCCUCUGAAGUUUGAACCCGAUUUGAACCACAGUGUGACAUUCAAUUCCUCCUGUGGUUAUUUCGAUUUUGCUGGUCUUGUCGAGAUUACGUGUCACUCUUUUGUCCUCUCCUUGUAUUUGUGGUUUGUCUCGUUGUUAUCAGUAUAUAAAAGACGUUCACUUGAUCGACUGUAAAGUUCAUUUCGCUUGUAACCAUGCCCCGAGGCCCUCGUCGCGCACCUCCUUCUGCUCUCCGUCUCGUGCAGGGACCUCUCCCACCACGCGCUGCUCCAAAACACACACUCCCUUCCCUUCCUUGCCCCGCUUUCCAACCCCUUCCCCAUGGACCUAUUCCCCAAUCUCGCAUACAUCGCUCAGAUUCAAUGCGGCCCACACUGUCAGACCUGCCACCACUGGAUAUAGAGAUCGCGAAUACCUACAGAUCCUCGUCGUCCACUCCAAUAUCAUCGUCACCGACGGAGCACCGCAUUCGUGGCCCUUGGAAUCAUUCAAGCGGCAUUAGCGUGCAAGUGGACAUUGAUAGUCUAAUCGCAUUUCCAAAGCCCGCAGCACUCUGUCUAUAGCUUGGGGUUGUUCAAGUGGAAGAGCUGUAUCAUUAGGGUUUCUCGGCUGGGCUGAGUGGUAUUUUCUUGUUUUUACGAGACUGGUGCUCAAGGUAU
This is a messenger RNA of Suillus plorans, 722 nucleotides long. RefSeq lists its product as uncharacterized. Lineage: Eukaryota; Fungi; Basidiomycota; Agaricomycetes; Boletales; Suillaceae. The record is from RefSeq and is a predicted model, not a curated record. The coding region runs from base 258 to 626 and encodes 122 amino acids. The transcript is spliced from 2 exons.